UACAUAGUUUGUGAUUACAAACAGUGUGUUGUGCGGGCUGAAGUCAGACGCCUGCGUAUUAAAUUUGCUAUAUAUAUUUUAUCAGAGUCCUUUGUUGUCCCGGAGUGUGGUUAUUGCUAUUGAAUUUUGUUGGGUAAUUGCAAAAUAAAAAUAUGAUCGAUCCGGUGCCACAAAUGGAAAAUAAUAAAAAAAAUUGUCGAGUCAUGGAUUAUACAAAGUCUUUGUCUAUACCCAAAUUGAAGAAUGCAACUCUGUUCAUAGGGUACUUGAAUAUUACAAUCAGUAUUUUGUUCAUCAUUGUAUCCUCGGUGGCCCUGGCGAGUUGGAAUGAUUUAUUCGAGAAUUCACACGAAUAUUAUAAUUUCUUCUACUUCGCGAAUAGCGUAGUCCCACCUAGUGUUCUAGCGAUUGGAAUUAUUUGUAUGAUAUUCACUGCUGCCUUGAUUGCUGGUACUCAUAUGGAAAAAACGCUACUGAUGCAUAUAUACUUGUCCUUCGGGGUAAUUGGCCUCAUGCUAUCAGUUGUAACGAUGAGUGUUAUUGUCAUCAUCAUGGCGUGUUUGGGUCUACUGGUUUCCAUGAUCUUCGCAAUGCAGAUUUUCUUUUUCUUUGGCGUGUACGCUAUCCAGCUGUACGUGAUUCAACAAACCAUCGAGGUCUUCGAAACUCCUUCCAACGUCCAAGAAGUACAUGUGAAAGAUGUAAAAGACAUAUCUCUGCCGUCCUACAACAGAUAUGAAUACGCUCCACAUCUUACCGUCGCCACAUAAAACAGUAAACUGUUCAAGCCCUGUUUAACAUCUUUC
Hyposmocoma kahamanoa is the source of this 806-nucleotide messenger RNA. RefSeq lists its product as uncharacterized. The coding region runs from base 153 to 770 and encodes 205 amino acids. The transcript has 6 exons. Lineage: Eukaryota; Metazoa; Arthropoda; Insecta; Lepidoptera; Cosmopterigidae. The record is from RefSeq and is a predicted model, not a curated record.